AUGUCAAUGCUUGGAGGGCACAAAGUGGUUGAAAAUUUUAAGAUUGGUCCAUCUGUGAGAACAACUUCUUCUGUUCCCCUCUCAUUCCUUGAUUUGCCUUUAGCAGGUCCUAUUUACGUGAGACGCCAAUUCUUCUACCACUUCCCUCAUUCCACACUCCAUUUCUAUGAAACCACACUUCCUUCUCUCAAAAUCUCACUCUCUCAAACCCUUCAACACUUUUUCCCUCUCGCUGGAAGCCUCCUUUGUCCUCCACCACCACACAAACCCUUCAUUCGUUGCAACGACCAUGACUUUGUCCCCUUAACUAUCAUUGAGUCCGAAGCUGAUUUCAAUCACCUCUCAUCCAACCACCCCAAAAGUCUCAAAGACUUGGAUCACUUGGUUCCGAAGUUAACAUGCACAAACAUACACGAUGACACGUUUGUUUUCCCUUUGGUGGCACUGCAAGCCACGGUUUUCCCCACUCAAGGCCUUUGCAUCGCGAUCACGUAUUGCCAUGUCAUGGAUGAUAGCUGCUGUGGCCAUUUCAUGAAGUCUUGGUCUUCCAUUUGUCGAAGUGGUGGCGUUGACUCGACUCUUUUAGAGAAGUCAAUACCUUGCUUUGAUAGGGAAGUGUUGAAGGACCCCAAAGGACUAGAAACUAUCUUCUUAAGAGACUAUUUUAAAGAGAGGUCAACAUGGAAGGAAAAACUGGUUGGGAAGACCUCUGAUGUUUCCAAUGGGUAUACUGAAGAUUAUGUCAAAGCAACGUUUGUUUUUGGAAGGGAUGAUAUCGAGGGGCUGAGAAAAUUGGUGUUGGAUCAGUGGAAGAGAAGUGAAGAAUUCAACUCCUCACAAUAUGUAUCAAAAUUUGUGGUGACGUGUGCCUUUGUGUGGGCUUGUUUGGUUAAAACAAGAUGCAGAAGUGAUUAUGAAGAACAUGACAAAGAGGAGUACUUUCGUUUCGCUGCAGAUUGCAGAGAUCGCCUUGAGCAUCCUGUGCCCGAAACAUACUUUGGAAACUGCUUGACGUUAUGUUUUGCAAUGCUCCAGAGAAAGGACAUGAAGGGAGAAGGUGGUUUUGUGAAUGCGGCGAAGGUUAUCAAAAGGGCAGUGACUGCUAUGAAAAAUGACCCGUUUAAGGAUGCAGAAAACUGGAGGGAAUCAUUUACGAAGAUGUUUUCGUUGGGAAGUACUUUGGUAGUUACUGGGUCACCCAAGUUCACUGUUUAUGAGACUGAUUUUGGAUUUGGAAAGCCUACCAAAGUGGAAAUGGUACAUUCCUUGAAGGGUCUGUCUUUAGCAGAAAGUAGAGAUAAGGAAGGAGGACUUGAAGUUGGUUUAGUGUGUAGAACAACAGAAUUUGAAUAUUUAGUUUCUGUCAUCAAGCAAGAACUUCGUGUUUCAGAAUCCUAA
This is a messenger RNA of Sphenostylis stenocarpa, 1398 nucleotides long. The record is from the annotation of a GenBank genome assembly. NCBI's taxonomy places the organism in Eukaryota, Viridiplantae, Streptophyta, Magnoliopsida, Fabales, Fabaceae.